UCACGGCGUACAUGCGGCCUGGAUGUCAGUGAUCGGAGUGCCGGCCGGACACGGGGUCGGUCGCCAGGGUUACGCCAUAAUGCAGUCAGAAUCAGAUGGAAAGGCAGAGGGCGCUGUAUUGGGACAAUCCCUGAGCGAACCGGGAAGGUUUGCAUAUGCAGGCCUGUGUGCUCUCUCAUUGGCUCAGUUAUUUCCUGAAAAAGAACAGAGGACCUUCUGCACUGAGUUUGUGGAAGAAUUGGUGCGAUGGCUCGAUCUGUCCGUGUCAGUGGUUCCAGCAAUGGUGGCAUUUGCCAGUGGCUUUGGUGGUGAAGGAACUGAAACAUUCACUCAGGUUUUAAUGGGCGAUUCAGUCUUGAAAACAAACCCAGCAAUCAUUACUCGGGAUCUGGUUUCUUUCUGCCUCAGGGAGGGAUAUUAUGACGCUAGAAGCCGCGUCCUCAUCUCACACGUGUCGUGGCUGCUGCGUGUCCCACCAGAGACUAUGGAAAUCUGUGAGGAAUCCCUAUUGAAGAGUCUGAAGCAGUACACGGAUAAACCCUCAGAGUCCACGCAAGAAUCCCGCCGAAAAAAGGAAAAUCGUAAGAAGCUAAAACGGUACCUGCUCAUCGGACUGGCUACGGUAGGCGGAGGGACUGUAAUAGGUCUCACUGGGGGUCUGGCAGCUCCUUUUGUAGCUGCUGGGGCGGCUACCAUCAUAGGAAGUGCCGGAGCAGCAGCACUGGCAUCCACGGCUGGCAUUGCAAUCAUGGCGUCGCUCUUUGGUGCCGCAGGGGCCGGGUUGACAGGUUACAAAAUGAAGAAAAGAGUGGGAGCCAUUGAGGAGUUUGAGUUUUUACCGUUAACAGGAGGGCGGCAGCUUCGUAUCAGCAUCGCUGUCACAGGCUGGCUGAGCACAGGAAAAUAUGGCAGUUUUGUUGCACCAUGGCAAAGUUUGCUUCACUCCACGGAGCAGUAUUGCCUGGCGUGGGAGUCAAAAUAUCUCAUGGAGCUUGGAAAUGCGUUGGACACCCUACUGAAUGGCAUUAUGAAUAUGGUAGCCCAGGAGGCCCUGAAAUUCACUGUGCUCUCAGGUAUCGUCACCGCACUGACAUGGCCAGCAUCACUGAUUACUGUGGCCAGUGUGAUCGACAAUCCCUGGGGUGUUUGUCUCAGUCGGUCGGCAGAGGUGGGAAAACAUCUGGCACACAUUCUGCUAACCAGAAAGCAGGGAAAGCGUCCUGUGACUUUAAUUGGUUUCAGCCUGGGAGCGCGAGUUCUAUACUUCUGUUUGCAAGAACUGGCCCAGGAAGCAGGUGCCGAAGGGAUCAUUGAAGACGUGGUGCUGUUGGGGGCCCCUGUGGAAGGUGACGUUAAGAAAUGGAAGCUGCUAACGCGGGUUGUUGCUGGAAGGAUCAUUAACGGAUAUUGCAGAGGAGAUUGGCUUCUGAGUUUUGUCUACCGCAGCUCCUCCGUGAAAAUGAGUGUGGCCGGACUACAGCCAAUAAACCUGGAUGACCGAAGAAUGGUGAAUGUGGACCUGUCUUCUGUGGUUAAAGGACAUCUGGAUUACAUGAAACAGAUGGAUACAAUACUGAAAGCUGUUGGCAUUAAAACCAAGGAAUGUCGCUUUGAAGAACAAAACAGCCUUCUGUACAAUCCGCCAGUACCAAUGGCAGAAGAAUUAAACCGUGUGCCGCCCAUGGACUCAGCCGGUGAUCCAGACACAUCCUGGAACUGGGAACCUGUAACCUCAACAGAGACAUCAAAUUCUUUAACUAGACAGGAUUCUGUCCCAGAGCCCGAGACGACAGACUUAGAACCUCAGGAAGCCUUGCAGUCUCUCUGCAUCAAGUGUUCUACUACAGAAAGAACCAAACCGCCCUGUGCUGACUGCACAAACAACAACGACACAAGACUGUACAAACAAAGAGACACAACUGAACAAAGACACAAAAUUAAGGAACAAUGACAGACUCCCAUUACAGACUCCCAUUAAAGCGUGGACUCCUGACAGGGCAUCCAUGCAUGGCCACACACAGAGAUGAUGCAUCUGUGACCCACUUACUCAUUCUAACUUGAAGCAAAGAAUAAUAAAAACCUUAAUGAAUCCGAUCACUGUGACAGGGGGAAUGGGAUUUGGGCUGAAUCACUGAAAUUGCACUAUUUUUUAAUAAUAAGCUGUUUUUGCUAAGAGCACAGUGGGCCGUCCUGGAUGCCAUCCUUCUUCCGUGAGGCUGCGCUCACAGUAUAAACGCCAGAAUGCGCAAUAAGCUAAACAACGUGCGCACGGCAGCCAAGCAAAUUUACCGGAAGUGCAUCCGUUCUUAUCACAACCUCCAUUUAUAAAAAAAUGGACAAAACUGUUUGUUUACUAAAUAGCCGAAAGUCAAAUUAUACAAUAUUUGAUAAAUGUUUCUCUUGAAGAAACGAACCCACAAUUUGUGGAGAAAAAAAAAGCAAAGAAUGAUUUAAAUAAAAUAUUUAUUAUUUUAGGGGAAUUUUCUGCAAGUUCUGCCCAUAGAGUUGGGUGUCGAGCAGUUAAAGUCCCUUAAAAUAGUCGUAUUCACUGGUCGCCUUUUGCUUUGUGUGUCGAGCUGCCUGUGCAAAUGCCGUGGGUAUACCAUAAGGUAUUAAUAAAAUCAUUCUGAUACUUAAUGCAUUACUGAGAUUUCCUUUUCGGUCAUCGGGGUCUUUGCAACAUUCUAACCAGGAUUUCUGAUACGUAGCAUUGAAAAGGUUCAUUUAGUGCCUGUUCACCUGUCUGCUGCCGGCACUAAUUCAUUUACCAAUAACUCUCUAUCCUUAUGUAUUGGUCAUUAAACCCUACAGCAAUGCACAGGAUAAAAAGGGGCGUCUGCCCUCUAUAAAUAAUGCGCCAUAAUUUGUGGAAG
Messenger RNA from Pelobates fuscus (common spadefoot toad), 2873 nucleotides. It is a transcript of the gene TMCO4, whose product is annotated as transmembrane and coiled-coil domains 4. The record is from RefSeq and is a predicted model, not a curated record. Bases 23 to 1951 code for a protein of 642 amino acids. The transcript is spliced from 14 exons. NCBI's taxonomy places the organism in Eukaryota, Metazoa, Chordata, Amphibia, Anura, Pelobatidae.